Molecule: messenger RNA, 2278 nt
Organism: Cotesia glomerata
Lineage: Eukaryota; Metazoa; Arthropoda; Insecta; Hymenoptera; Braconidae
Product: actin-binding protein IPP-like
Exons: 5
Coding region: 227-2215 (662 amino acids)
Molecular function (GO): protein binding
Source: RefSeq, a predicted model, not a curated record
UAGAUAAUAAUGACUGCUAAAUUCAUGUAAUCAAUGGCUUGACAUAUGUCAAAACUUAACUCCAAAAAAAAAACCAACAAAUGAACAAUAAAUAAUCGGGAAUUUCGUCCAAAGUGUUCAUAAAUUUAAAAAUAAUAUUCUAAUAGAAAAAAAAAGACAAGAAAAACAAGUGUCAGCUGGCGAUUAAGUGACUAGAAAGCAAUGUCAAUAAAAUGAAGUGUCAGUGAUGCGUUUAAAGGGGAAAAAUGACACCAAGUCAUUUCACAGCGUCUAUAAGAUGCUUUCUCGUAUAUGCAGAGCCGUGGACAAGGGUCAGUUGGACGGCUUAAUGUCAGAUGGACGCGUGCAACCCUUAAAAGCUCAUAACUCUCAGACAAUGGGGUUCUCAUCGCAAACAAUGCGCCAGCAGCAGCAGACAGACGCUAAUUCGGGUAAAGUAUAUCCAGUAGAUAGUUACGAGUCAUGUGUAGAGCUUCAACAAGCUAAUGAAGUGCCUGGUAAAGUAUUCACGGCGGGUCAGUACGCGGCGAAGGUGCUCAGAAAUCUGAACGACCAGCGGCUGAAGAACCAGUUCAGCGACGUGGGCCUGGUCGCCGGAGACAGCAUCAUCAGGGCGCACAGAUCAGUGUUGGCUGCUGGCAGCGCCUACUUCAACGCGAUGUUCACCGGGGGCCUGGUGGAGGAGCAGCAGGAGCUGGUGGAGAUCCACGCGAUCUCUCCGAGCAUUCUUGCGCUUCUCGUCGACUUUAUCUACACGGGUAACGUCGAUAUCACCCAAGACAAUGUCCAGGAGCUCUUCGCAGCUGCUGAUAUGUUCGAGCUGGAUGAGGUCGUCGCGGGAUGCAUCUCUUAUCUCCAGCAACAGCUACAUUAUUCUAAUGCCCUUGGAAUUUAUCGAUUUGCUGAAGCUCACAAUCGAAUAGAUCUCAUGGAGACUGCCUUACGGUUCAUCGAAGUCAAUUUUCCUCAGGUCUCUCAGGAAGAGGAGUUUCUAGAUUUACCCAAAGAAUAUCUUGUUCAUUUUCUUAGUAGUGAAUAUAUUCAUGUUGAUACUGAAUUUCAGGUCUUCCAAGCAGCGUACAACUGGAUAACCCAUGACAUAACGUCUCGUCGUUGCUACGUAUUCGAAAUCCUGGGGCACAUAAGACUGCGACUGUGCUCAUUAACGCGGUUGGAGUCGGUAAUAAUAGAUUGCAAGGACGCGAGCUUGAUAGUGGCUCUGCGGUCGAUCCAGAAGGACCUGGUGUCUAACAAAGGAUGCCUGGUGCCUCUGCGAGCGCAGCCUCGGCUGUGCGCGAAGAAGAACAUCCUGGUGAUAGGAGGCUCGAAAAGAGAGCACACAUCGGACAGCUGGGCUCGCGACGCGGAGAGCACUUACGAGACGAUAGAAAAAUAUGACACCUUCACGGGGCAGUGGAGCGAAGUCGCGCCUUGUGGAAUCGGGAGGAUCCUUCCUGGAGUGGCACUCUUGGACGGAAAGGUCUACGUGGUAGGAGGCGAGCUGGAGUCUUGCAUAAUUGCCAAUGGCGAGUGCUACGACCCCAGGGACAAUGUUUGGAGCUCGAUUGCUUGCAUGAUUGAGGCCAGGUGCGAGUUUGGGCUCUGCGAGCUCGACAACAGCCUCUACGCCGUCGGUGGGUGGGUCGGCGAAGACAUCGGUGGCACUAUUGAGACUUAUGAUCCCAUUAGCAAUACUUGGUCUCUACACGGCGAACUUCCUGAGCCACGUUUUAGUAUGGGAGUUGUCGCUUAUGAAGGCUUGAUUUAUAUUGUCGGGGGCUGCACGCACGAAAGCCGCCACCGUCAAGAUGUUAUGAGUUAUAAUCCCGUUACCAGAGAAUGGAAUUAUCUUGCACCCAUGCUAACACCUCGCUCGCAAAUGGGAAUUACUAUUUUAGAUGGGUAUAUAUAUGUCGUCGGUGGCAUGAAUAAGAAUCAAGAGGUACUCACGUCUGUAGAACGUUACUCAUUUGAAAAGAAUAAAUGGACAGCAGUAGCGCCAAUGAACAUGGGUCGUUCUUAUCCAGCAGUAGCAGCAGCAGACGGACGGCUCUAUGUAAUAGGAGGUGAUCAGUCACGCGAAAUUAAUUUCUACCGUACUCAAAUAACAAUCUCGACUGUCGAGAGUUACGAUCCCACAUCAAAUAAAUGGAGUGAGUGUGCAUCCUUGCCAACGAGUCGCGGGGAGGCUGCUGCAAUAAUCGCACCUUUCUGAUCCUGUCUCAUACUCUGAUACUCUGAUAAUACUCAUCAGUCAAUUUACCUUAUUUUAUUAAUC